Moesziomyces antarcticus is the source of this 1059-nucleotide messenger RNA. Its product is annotated as s-adenosyl-L-methionine-dependent methyltransferase. NCBI's taxonomy places the organism in Eukaryota, Fungi, Basidiomycota, Ustilaginomycetes, Ustilaginales, Ustilaginaceae. The record is from RefSeq and is a predicted model, not a curated record. Bases 1 to 1059 code for a protein of 352 amino acids. The transcript has a single exon.
AUGAACCAGGUGUACGAACUGCUCGACCGCGGAUACGUGCCGGACGUGGUGCUGCGUCGGGCGAUCCGGCUGCUCAACGCGCAGCGCAUCCGCUCUCUCGCCAAGCCCGAGGACGACUUUGGACUGCACGUUGCGACGAAAUCGGAAUACAUCCGAUCGCUGCACACGCGCGAAAUCGCGAUCGAGCAGGAUAAGGCCAACACGCAGCACUACGAGGUGGACACGGGAUUCAUGCUCUCCUGCCUGGGCAAGCGCGCAAAGUACUCGUGCUGCCUGUACGAAACGGGCAAAGAGACGCUCGACCAGGCGGAAGAGGCCAUGCUCAACUCGUACUGCACCAAAGCCGACCUGAAGGAUGGACAGGAUGUGCUGGAUCUGGGAUGUGGAUGGGGUUCGUUGUCGUUGUAUCUGGCAGAGAGGUAUCCGAACUCGCGCAUCAGGGCGCUCAGCAACUCGCGCACGCAGAAGGUGUACAUCGACUCGAUCGCCGCCCAGCGCGGAUUCAAGAACCUCCAAGUGGUCACUGGAGAUGUCAAGACGUUCGAAUUCGACGAGGGCAGCUUCGAUAGGAUUUUGAGCAUCGAGAUGUUUGAACACAUGAAGAACUACGCCCACCUCUUCAAGAAGGUCGGCUCGUGGUUGAAGGAUGCCGAAUCGCGCCUCUUCAUCCACAUCUUUUGCCACCGCACCACGCCGUACCACUUUGAGGAGGACGAUGGAUGGAUGGCGCAGAAUUUCUUCAGCGGUGGCACCAUGCCGUCGUUCGACCUGUUUGCCCACUUUCAGCAGCACGUCACGCUGGAGCAGAAUUGGUGGGUCAAUGGCAACCACUAUGCGAGGACGUGCGAGGACUGGCUCAAGACGCAGGAUCGAAACCAGCGCAAACACGAUUCGAUCAAACUGCUCCGUCAGGAUGCAGCCAAGAAGGGGAGCAACGCCAUCGAGGGCGAAAAGACCUUCUACAGGUUCCGGAUCUUCUACCUCGCCUGUGCCGAGUUCUUUGCCACCAACGGCGGGAACGAGUGGGGCGUAGGCCACUAUCUCUUUUCCAAGAAGUAG